Molecule: messenger RNA, 2622 nt
Organism: Ramularia collo-cygni
Lineage: Eukaryota; Fungi; Ascomycota; Dothideomycetes; Mycosphaerellales; Mycosphaerellaceae
Product: related to serine/threonine-protein kinase ste-20
Exons: 3
Coding region: 1-2622 (873 amino acids)
Biological process (GO): regulation of MAPK cascade; intracellular signal transduction; protein phosphorylation
Cellular component (GO): cytoplasm
Molecular function (GO): ATP binding; protein serine/threonine kinase activity
Source: RefSeq, a predicted model, not a curated record
AUGGAGAGACAUGGCCAUGCUUCUUCUUCAACUCGCCGCGUUCUUGUGAAGAAACGAGCUUCCCAACACUCCCAAGCGCCCCACAAGGCUCGCGGUCACGUCGACCCCGUUACCGUCGAGUCGCCGCGCACCUCACUGUCGACAUCUCGUCCGCACCCGUCUUCCACCCCCACCUCCACCUCCAUCAACAGCAGUCCUCCGUCAGGUACCAACUACGGCUACGGCUACAGCACCGCCGAUAGUAGCGCCAGCUCUAGUCUUGUCACUGCGCAUGCUGCUCCGCCGCAGCCUGGACGAUCUGCACCUGUGCUCGCACCUGUCGCUGCUGCGAAGGCGUUGGCACCUGAGCUUGACGUUGUGCACCGGGCCCAGGGCUCGCCCGCCGAUUUCUCCGACCUGCUCAGCGAUCUCAACGCCGUUUCGUAUUUCCAAACCGACUUCACACAUCUCCCGCCACCUACAGCUCCACCAUUACGGCUAGCCACCGAGCAAAACAGUACAGAAUCUCUCCAGGCCCGCACAGCCCACACGCUCCGUUCGCAGAGCUCGGGAUUGAGUUCCGAACGAAGCACUGCAGUCGCAAACCCGGCAAAGCGACUGUCGCAGAGCUUGACGCCCUCCGGACGCCUGAUGGAGGACACCACUACGCCGCGGGGUGAGCCCAGCGGGAUGCGAAGCCCAAGGCAGAGGUACAGUGAUGAAAGUCGAGAGGGCAAAGCUAUGAAGAAGAAGAGCGGCUUCACCAAUUUCGUGAACAAUCUGGUGGGCACACAGCGCAAACCCACCAUCUCAGCCCCAGAGAAUCCAGUUCACGUAACUCAUGUGGGAUAUGACCAGGAGACAGGAGAAUUCACGGGCUUGCCCAAAGAAUGGCAACGGACAUUGCAGGCCAAUGGCAUCACGGAGCAGGAGCAGAAGAAGAAUCCGCAGGCCAUUAUCGAUGUAGUCACUUUUUUCAACGAAACCACCGCGGAUACUGGUAGUGAUGACUGGACGUAUCACAAGUUCGAUAACGCUAGACCCCAGGACAGUCCACUUUCGCUGGCACCGUCUACACACUCGCAACAAAGCGGUCUCAGUCCGGGAGGAUAUGUGAUGAGUCCACCUGCGAGUCCACGGUUCCCCAGAAACGAGGGUGAGAGCUUCGAGAAUCCCAGAGCUCCUCCACCAGUACCGAAAGGAAUGAGUGGAUUGGGCGUCAAUACUCCACUGCCUGCGCAGUCCAAUGGUAACACCUUGCUUCCAUCGCGGCCAGCACCCAAACCCCCCGGGAGCCACUCAACCAACAAUGUUGCGCAGAGAGCAGCUCCGAAUCAUCACAGCCCGCAAUCGCAGCAGCUGAGGACCGAAGAUGGCCUUCCCGCCGUCAGAUAUGCUCCUCCUACAAUCAUAGACAUCUCCCAAAAUCAAGGUCAGACUCGAAGUCGAUCCAACACCGGGCCGACAAAUCAGUACCAGGCCCAUUCGCCUGUCUCAUCACCCCAGCAAUAUCAGUUCCAGCAAGAACAGGCCAUGAAAGCCGCCCAACAGCAGAUGAAACAGACCAGCCUCGAACGCUCCCAAUCUCAACGCCAGCCUAGUAGCGGCAUUCCGCAGCCGCCGCAAUCGCAACUUCCCCCUCCCUCAGAGUCGCGACAAGUGCCGCACCCUGCGGCUGUUGAUCCACGACUGGGGCCAGCACCCAGGCCAAGACAGCGGCCACGCCAGUCAAUUACCAACGCAGAGGUGAUCACAAGACUACAAAAUAUUUGCAAUCCAGCGGAUCCUACCAAGAAGUACCGGAGUCUUAUUAAGAUCGGACAGGGAGCUUCAGGUGGUGUCUACACAGCGUUUGAAGUUGGCACCAACAAAUGCGUUGCGAUCAAACAGAUGAACCUGGAGCAGCAGCCAAAGAAGGAUCUCAUCAUCAAUGAAAUCUUAGUGAUGAAGGACAGCAAGCACAAGAACGUGGUCAAUUUCAUGGACAGCUUUCUGGUCAAGGGUGACUUGUGGGUUGUCAUGGAGUACAUGGAGGGUGGAAGCCUGACGGAUGUCGUGACCUUUAACAUGAUGUCCGAAGGGCAAAUAUCCGCCGUCUGCAGGGAGACACUUCAUGGAUUGCAAUUCUUGCAUUCCAAGGGUGUCAUUCAUCGUGAUAUCAAGUCUGACAACAUACUCCUCUCGAUGGAGGGCAACAUUAAGCUGACUGACUUCGGUUUCUGCGCGCAAAUCAAUGAGUCGCACAUGAAACGCACGACCAUGGUUGGAACUCCGUACUGGAUGGCACCGGAAGUGGUUACUCGGAAGGAAUACGGGCGCAAGAUUGAUAUCUGGUCGUUGGGCAUCAUGGCAAUUGAGAUGAUCGAGGGCGAGCCGCCAUAUCUGACAGAGUCACCUUUGCGAGCUCUGUACCUGAUUGCCACCAACGGAACACCAACAAUCAAAGAGGAGCACAACCUGACGGCGAUAUUCAGGGAUUUCUUGGCCUUUGCUUUGAAAGUCGACCCGGAGAAGAGGGCGUCUGCACAUGAUUUGUUAAAGCACGCUUUCAUUCAGACCGCAGAACCUCUUGCAACGUUGGCGCCACUCGUCAAGGCAGCCAGACUGGCCAGAGCCGAAGAGAAACGGAACAAGGGCAAUUGA